This is a messenger RNA of Orycteropus afer afer, 1233 nucleotides long. RefSeq names its product potassium two pore domain channel subfamily K member 13 (gene KCNK13). Gene Ontology annotation, molecular function: potassium ion leak channel activity. The record is from RefSeq and is a predicted model, not a curated record. The coding region runs from base 1 to 1233 and encodes 410 amino acids. Gene Ontology annotation, cellular component: membrane. Lineage: Eukaryota; Metazoa; Chordata; Mammalia; Tubulidentata; Orycteropodidae. Gene Ontology annotation, biological process: stabilization of membrane potential; potassium ion transmembrane transport. The transcript has 2 exons.
AUGGCCGGCCGGGGUGGCGGCUGCAGCUGCGGCCCGGGCCACCUGAACGAGGACAACGCGCGCUUCCUGCUGCUCGCGGCGCUCAUCGUUCUCUACCUGCUGGGCGGCGCCGCCGUCUUCUCGGCGCUGGAGCUGGCGCCCGAGCGCCAGGCCAAGCAGCGCUGGGAGGAGCGCCUGGCCAACUUCAGCCGCCGCCACAACCUGAGCCGAGACGAGCUGCGCGGCUUCCUGCGCCUCUACGAGGAGGCCACCGCGGCUGGCAUCCGCGUGGACACCGUUCGCCCGCGCUGGGACUUCACCGGCGCCUUCUACUUCGUGGGCACCGUCGUGUCCACCAUAGGGUUUGGGAUGACGACUCCAGCAACGGUAGGAGGAAAAAUCUUUCUGAUCUUUUAUGGCCUCAUUGGAUGCUCAAGCACCAUCUUGUUCUUCAACCUCUUCCUCGAGCGCCUGAUCACUGUCAUUGCCUACAUUAUGAAAUUGUGCCACCAGCGGCAGCUCCGGAGAAGAGGGGUCCUGGACCAGAAGAGUCUAAAGGACCCGAGGAAGUUGCAGGUGGAUAGUUUGGCUGGUUGGAAACCCUCUGUGUACUACGUCAUGCUGAUUCUGUGCAUGGCCUCUGUUAUCAUCUCCUGCUGUGCAUCCGCCAUGUACACCGCAAUGGAAGGGUGGAGCUACUUCGACUCACUCUACUUCUGUUUUGUGGCUUUCAGCACCAUUGGUUUUGGGGACCUCGUCAGCAGCCAGAAUGCUCAGUAUGACAGUCAAGACCUCUACCGCUUCGCCAACUUUGUUUUCAUUCUCAUGGGUGUCUGCUGCAUCUACUCCUUGUUCAAUGUCAUCUCCAUCCUCAUCAAACAGUCUGUCAACUGGAUCCUGAGGAAAAUGGAUGGCAGGUUCUGCCAGCAAUGCCAAAGAAGACUCUUCCAAUCACGGAGGAACGUGGUCAUGCCAGGCAGUGUCCAGAACCAGUGCAACAUCUCCAUAGAAACGGAUGGGGUGAUGGAGAGUGACACAGAUGGGCGGCGUCUCUCAGGAGAGAUGAUCUCCAUGAAGGAUUUCUUGGCAGCCAACAAGGUUUCACUGGCCAUCCUCCAGAAGCAGCUGUUUGAAACAGCCAAUGGCUGCCCCCACCAGACCAGCACGCUGUCCCGGGACAGUGAAUUCUCAGGGGGUGUAGGAGCCUUGGCAAUAAUGAACAACAGGUUGGCAGAGACAAGUGGGGACAGGUAG